CUGCCCUCUCUAUAAAACCCUUAAAUGCCCUUAAAUAAGUUGUUUUAUGACUAGUUUUGCCAAGAAAAAGAACCUCCUAAAGCUUAUUAUUCCUUCUGGAGGCGCAACACCCCAACCUCCUGUAGGACCAGCGUUGGGAGCCCGUGGAGUCAAAUCAAUAGAAUUCUGCAAGGAAUUUAAUGAGAAAACCUUGCAUUUGAUUCCUGGAAUCCCUAUUCCCACAGUAAUUGCAAUUCAUUCGGAUCGGAGCUUUACGUUUGAAAUAAAGACGCCGCCUACGAGCUGGUUACUUUUUAAGGCGGCGAAUAUUGAUAAGGGAUCUUCUUCACCAGGUAAAAUAUCGGUUGGUACUAUUUCUUUGAAACAUGUAUAUGAAAUUGCAAAAAUAAAACAUAAAGAUGAGAAUCUUCAGGGAAUUUCUCUUGAGAAUAUAUGUAAAAGUGUGAUUGCAAGUGCAAAAAGUGUUGGAAUUCAAGUAGUUCCAUGAAAUAUGGUAUCUUCUGAAUCCUUAUUAACACUUUGUUAUUGAAUU
Messenger RNA from Pneumocystis carinii B80, 532 nucleotides. RefSeq names its product ribosomal protein L11. The record is from RefSeq and is a predicted model, not a curated record. Gene Ontology annotation, molecular function: large ribosomal subunit rRNA binding; structural constituent of ribosome. Gene Ontology annotation, biological process: translation. The coding region runs from base 47 to 487 and encodes 146 amino acids. The transcript is spliced from 5 exons. Gene Ontology annotation, cellular component: mitochondrial large ribosomal subunit; ribosome. NCBI's taxonomy places the organism in Eukaryota, Fungi, Ascomycota, Pneumocystomycetes, Pneumocystales, Pneumocystaceae.